AUGAUGACCCAUGGAUCAUGCAAAUUUGAGUGCAAAUCUUGGCUCUUUCAUCUUUACCCCAAUCCAUCUCCAAUUCCUGCUGCCCCGUGCAAAGUCCAUCCAUCAGCCACACGAUCUGUAUUUGAUCAGAUAAGUCCUAGAUUGCUUAUAUCAAAAAAGUCAAAUCAUAAACAGACUAUCCCAUCUGUACAACACUACCUCAGUAUUCGAGCGCAUACACCGCCUAGUGAUAAUCUGCUUGAUCUACCCGGAUGA
Messenger RNA from Fusarium poae, 255 nucleotides. RefSeq lists its product as uncharacterized. The transcript is spliced from 4 exons. NCBI's taxonomy places the organism in Eukaryota, Fungi, Ascomycota, Sordariomycetes, Hypocreales, Nectriaceae. The coding region runs from base 1 to 255 and encodes 84 amino acids. The record is from RefSeq and is a predicted model, not a curated record.